This is a messenger RNA of Taeniopygia guttata (zebra finch), 2072 nucleotides long. RefSeq names its product uroporphyrinogen III synthase (gene UROS). Gene Ontology annotation, molecular function: uroporphyrinogen-III synthase activity. Gene Ontology annotation, biological process: uroporphyrinogen III biosynthetic process. Gene Ontology annotation, cellular component: cytosol. The record is from RefSeq and is a predicted model, not a curated record. NCBI's taxonomy places the organism in Eukaryota, Metazoa, Chordata, Aves, Passeriformes, Estrildidae.
CAUGGAAAAGGGUUCUCGGGAGUUAAAUCGGGCUGCCCGGGGCGCUUUGCAGUCCCCAUCCCUGCAGGAAAGCCUGGACGUGGCGCUCAGCGCUGGAGACACGGCGGGGAUCGGGCCCCCAUGGUCCUCCAGGCCUUUUCCAGCCUCGGGGAUCCUGGGAUUCUGUGCUUUAAAGGGAGCAGAGUGUCCUGAGCAUCCCCGGCAUUAGCAAAAAUUGCUGUAAGUAAAAACUGGCGUUAGUAAAAAUUGCCGAUUAAACAGGAAUCAGGCUGUUACGCCCUAAAAAUUGUGACCCGGCUUCCCCUGGACCAAAUUCCUGGAUAAUUCCAGACGAACCGCAGAGGAGGGUGAUGGGGAGAGCACCGUAAGCACAACGUGAUCCUGGUUUUUAUAAAAAUGCCAGUCGGGAAAAAGCGUUGAAAUGUCCUAAGCACUGGAAAAAUGCUCAUUAGUGAUCAAGCCUCUGUUAUAUGGAACGUGUUCCAUUGAACGCUUUGUGUCUAAUUAAUGAAGAAUGAGAUGUUAAUGAGGCCAUGGAGAGAAGAGCAUUGGGCACUCACUGUUGCCAGCCAGAAGAAAUGCAAGCCCGGAGCCUUGGGAUGUAAUUCCAGCUUUACAAAUAUGCUUCAAGGUUCUGCUGUGCUUCCUUGGUGAACAAUGAAGGUUUUGCUGCUAAAAGAUCCCAAAGACAAAGAUUCAGGACCAGAUCCAUAUAUUAAAGAAUUAGGAUCAUACAGCUUGGAAGCAACAUUGAUCCCAGUUUUGUCAUUUGACUUCACCUCUCUUGAGAGCUUAUUUGGGAAGCUUUCCCAUCCAGAGUGCUAUGGAGGCCUAGUUUUUACCAGCCCAAGAGCAUUAGAAGCCAUCAAGAUAUGUUUGAAAGAGAAGAGUAAAAAAGAAGCCUGGUCAAAUUCUCUUAAACAAAUGUGGAAUAUCAAACCAACAUAUGUGGUAGGAAAAGCUACAGCUUCUUUAGUGGAAGAAAUUGGUCUUGUUCCACAAGGAGAAAAGGCUGGAAAUGCUGAGAAAUUAGCUGAAUAUAUUUGUUCAAGAGAGAAACCCAAUUCCUCAGCUCUCCUAUUUCCUUGUGGAGCCCUGAAAAGAGAAGUACUUCCUACAGUGCUUAGAGAAAAAGGCAUACCCCUGGAAAGCCUCACUGUUUAUCAAACAGCCCAACACCCUGAUCUGCAGGAGUCCUUGAGCAGUUACUUCUCCCAGCAGGGGAUCCCUGCGAGCGUCGUGUUCUUCAGCCCCUCGGGUGUCAAAUUCUGCCUCCAGCACAUCCAGAAGCUUUCAGGGGAUUUGAUCAACCAGAUCAAGUUCGCUGCCAUCGGCCCCAGCACAGCAGAGGCCCUGCGAGGGGCUGGCGUUGCUGUGAGCUGCACUGCAGGGAGCCCCACGGCCCAGGACCUGGCUGCUGCCAUCCACACAGCCCUGCAGCCACAUCCCUGCUCUGGGCCCCAGUGAGAGCCCAGCCUGCCCAGCAAGGUCAGUGGGGUCCUCCAGGAGGGCUGUUCCAGCCUGCAGACCUGCUGUUCUGCGAGAGCGUGUGAUUUGGGAUUGUGAAGCACUGUCCUGCUCAGGGACAGCUCUGAGGUUGCACCUAAAUAUCUUAAGAAUUCUGGAAUCUGUCCAGCAUCCAGCUCUUCCCUUUCCUCCUGUGUGCACUGUGAAUAUUUUAUCCUUGAAAAGCAGCUGUGAACACUGAGCUACUGAAAUCAGCCCCACCUCAGGUAUCCCCCAGCACACAGCUCAGGUUGGAUUUCUCUGUAUGAUCAGUUUUACUUGCACAUCUUCUUUUGUAGCAAAGACUCCCAUGUUCCAGUGAAGUAUUUUCUUUUGUAAACUUGUUUGCUUGUUGUUCUGCUUUUCAAAUAUUUGUAUAAAAAUGUUAAUUGUAGAUUCUUAGUGGAACAGGAGAAUUCUUGCAGUGAAGUUGCUCUGUGUGGGGCUAAUUCAGGUCAGCUGUUGCCCCUUGUUACCCUAACAGGGUUUUAAAAAUUAGCUUUUGGUUUCUGUUCCUGUAAUGAAGGAUUUAUCAACAGGGAAAUAAACUGGCUUAUCAGAGUUAA